Messenger RNA from Cornus florida, 537 nucleotides. RefSeq lists its product as uncharacterized. The coding region runs from base 136 to 336 and encodes 66 amino acids. The record is from RefSeq and is a predicted model, not a curated record. The transcript has a single exon. NCBI's taxonomy places the organism in Eukaryota, Viridiplantae, Streptophyta, Magnoliopsida, Cornales, Cornaceae.
CAAGGAGUUGUAAUAAAUUACAUCACCCAAUACAAAUUCAUCUUGCCAGAUAAAUUAGGCGCCCCUCUCUCUCUCUCUCUCUCUCUCUAGAACUCUUCCCCCUUCUUUCUCUCUCUAGAAUUCGCGGUGGAUCAAAUGCUGCAACUUUUCUUCGCCGUAGCCUUCUCGGCGGUGCCUCUCACACUCUACGUUCCGCCGAUCCGAAGCCUGAACCUCUUUAUCGAGACCGUGGAGCAAUUCCUACGCCAGACCACCGUGUACACCGUCAGAGCCUUCCCUCGCUUCCGACUCGCCUUCUCCAGAUUAUUCGCCUCUGUCAUUCGCGUCCCAAGGUAGUAGAUUCAACACAUCAAUCUCUUCCCUUCCACCCUAGAAUUCUCAAAUAAUAGGUAUAAUUAACUUUUUUCUUUUUUCUUUUUAAAAUUUUGGUUAUGUAUGAUUUGUAUGUGUAGUUGACUGUGGGACUAAAAUGUACAUCGACUGUAUUUUUCAAAGAAAUCUCAAGAUGAUCUAAGCAUGAGAAUUAGGUUUUAUUGA